Messenger RNA from Myiozetetes cayanensis, 2373 nucleotides. RefSeq names its product interferon regulatory factor 4-like. The transcript is spliced from 8 exons. Gene Ontology annotation, cellular component: nucleus. Gene Ontology annotation, biological process: regulation of transcription by RNA polymerase II; immune system process. The record is from RefSeq and is a predicted model, not a curated record. The coding region runs from base 566 to 2059 and encodes 497 amino acids. NCBI's taxonomy places the organism in Eukaryota, Metazoa, Chordata, Aves, Passeriformes, Tyrannidae. Gene Ontology annotation, molecular function: protein binding; RNA polymerase II cis-regulatory region sequence-specific DNA binding; DNA-binding transcription factor activity, RNA polymerase II-specific.
AGGGAGGACACGGUCCCUGGGGCUGGGAGGUGUUUAGGUCGUCGAAGCAAGAGGAUGGGGGAGCAGGGUCCCUUGUCCCCUUCAGGGAGCAAGUGAGAGUACUAAAAGUCUAAGGGGAGGCACCCGGGAGGGGUACAGAGGAGUUCCACGUGCUUUCUAGUGCCUUUUCCCCUCUCCCGUGGACGCAAUGUGCCUGUCCCCUCCCCUGCGGGUGCAGGGUGCCUGUGUUGAGAAAUACGCCCAGUGCGAGUAUCUCCGUAUGUAAACUACCAGUGUGAGCUGCACAUUGUGUUCUGGGUGACAGGAAAAGGCUGAGCCUUAGGUAACAGCAGGGAAUGGGUGCCCACCUUUUCCCUCCACCUGCGGCACCGGCUGGGCUGGGGGUUCAUCACCCAGGACUCUGCAGGAGCCAAUGAGGAAGGGGAAGAGCCUAAAAUCUCCACUGGUGCACGUGGGUGCCCAGACUGUGAGGGAGUGAAAUCCCGGGGAUGCCUUUUUUGGGGUCCCUCCCGGCGUCACACUGCUGCACUGCUCAGUUAACUACACCACUUUUUCCUGAACUCGGAUGUCGGACACUGCUGCGAGAAACCUGAGGCAGGGAAAAAAAUUUAAGAUCCGUCCCCUCCGUCGUGGGGCAGCCAGAGCCGGCGGCGCGAUCCGGGAAAAGGAAAGUGAAAGCCGGCGCCUCUUUCGGUUUCGCCGCCGGGCCGCGAUGGCGGAGCCGGGGUCGCCCAUGCGGCUGAAGGAGUGGCUGAUCGCGCAGAUCGACAGCGGCCGGUACCCGGGGCUGCGCUGGGAGAACCGGCACCGGACGCUCUUCCGCAUCCCCUGGAAGCACGCGGCCAAGCAGGAUUACCGGCAGCAGGAGGACGCCGCGCUCUUCAAGGCUUGGGCCGUCUACAAAGGGAAGUACCAGGAAGGGACGGACAAGGCCGACCCCUCCACCUGGAAGACUCGUCUGCGUUGUGCUCUCAACAAGAGCACCGACUUCAAGGAGGUGCCUGAGCGGAGCCAGCUGGAUAUCUCUGAGCCUUACAAGGUGUACCAGAUCGUGAGUGACAGAGCCUGUGAUGCAGAGGACAGUGACACACAGUCCCCAGGCAGUGAGGACCAGCAGGGCAGCACUGUGGGGAGUCUAAAGAAGGAGGAGAGCCAGAAAGACACGCUGGAGACAGACCACGGAUCUCCACAGCCCCUGCACUCUGCCCAUCCAACCGAGAGAGGCCAGGAGAGCACCUGGGAGUCCCUGAGGACAACUGCCCACGUCCCUUUACCAUCUCGUCUCUACCCUGGUCCAGGGUACCUCUUGAGGGGAGUCUUCUGUGGCUGGAACCCAACCCAUGGCCAGCUCCUCCCUAGACUCCAGUCCUACCUCCCAGUGGAGGAUGUCAGCAACCCAGAUUACUGGCUCCACAUCCGCCUCUACUACUGCAACGUGCUGGUGAAGGAGGUGACCGCCCGCACGGCCGAGGGCUGCCGCAUCACCAGCCGCACCGUGCCAGCCGACAGCGUGUGCCUCUACGGCCCCGUCUGCAUGGAGCAGAUCGAGUUCCCCCCGCCACAGGCACUCAGCGGCCACGGCCACGCGGCCGCCAUGGCCGGCGUGCUGGAGCGGCUCCUGCCCCACCUGGAGCGCGGGGUGCUGCUGUGGGUAGCGCCCGAGGGGGUCUUCAUGAAGCGCCAGUGCCAGGGCAGGGUGUACUGGAACGGGCCACUGGCCCCGCACAGGAACUGGCCCAACAAGCUGGAGAGGGAGAAGACCUACAAGCUGCUGGACACACAGCAGUACCUGCAGCAGCUGCGGGAGUACCUGAGCAACGGGCAGCUCAUGCCGCAGUACCAGAUCCACCUGUGCUUCGGGGAGGAGUACCCCACCAGAGCCGGGCAGCCCUUCCAGAAGCUCAUCAUGGCCCAUGUGGAGCCGGUGUUCGCACGGGAGCUCUUCCUUCAUGCCCAGCGCUUGAGGCCAACGUUGCUCCACAACUCCCCCCAGCCCUGUGCCCCUGGCACCUCCAGCACCGUUAUUCAUGUUCCUGUCAAACAGCUCUGCCAGCCCUGAGCUAGGCGGGAGAGGAGAGCUCAGUCACCAUAAAGUCUCAGAGCAGGAGGCUCUGGUCCCCACGGCCUUACUCCAGCUGCAUGUCCCAAGGCAGAGUGCACAGGGUGGUCAGAGUGAGGAAUCAGAUGCAGGCAGGUGCUGGCCAGGAUGGGCAGGCACUGCUGCCCCCGUGAGUGCUGUAUUUAUUGCCCAGGAGCUCCCCAAGUGGGAUUUGCUGUGUGCCUGUUCAGCCAGUCGAGGCAGAGCCGGCUGCAUCCUUGCACUGCCGGGACUUGCCGUUUGUGAAACUUAGAAAUAAAGGUUGUGUUUUGGUA